This is a messenger RNA of Sordaria macrospora k-hell, 1434 nucleotides long. RefSeq lists its product as uncharacterized. The record is from RefSeq and is a predicted model, not a curated record. NCBI's taxonomy places the organism in Eukaryota, Fungi, Ascomycota, Sordariomycetes, Sordariales, Sordariaceae.
AUGUCGCUAAUAUCACGAGAACACCGUAUUCGUACGGACGAGCCUGACUACAAGGCCAUCCUCAAAGAUUCCAUCGAUAUUGUACGAUGUCGUCCAGAAGAGAACAUCACUUUACCGGCCUCCAGCCGCAACAAUUUGAUAUAUUUCGAUCCCCGAUUUGAUUCCGACAACUCGACUGGGAAGGGGGAGGAAGAGCUCAGCAAGCUAUUUUCUCGUUUCCAAGAGCUACCGGCCGAGGUUCGACAAAAGAUCUGGAUGAUGUCAAUUGAUCCUAUCACGCUGUUCAGCGACAUUUCAGCUUAUCAGGGCACUGUCAGCAAUGCAGUGACUCUGCGCAAAUAUGGGGGACCGAUCGAGAGGGAACAGCGCACCCUAUGGCUUGGGACUCGACAGCACUAUGAGCUAAUCCGACUCUUCCAGAUAAACAAGGAGACCCGCCACCUGGCUUUCAUGCACUGGGGAAGCCCGCGGCCUUUGUCGGCUGAUGAAUCUGCCCCCUAUCUUUUUAAUCCACAUAGGGACACUCUGGGUGUCCACCUGGACAACUGGGCCCGCGCUAUUCAGGAAACUGACAGCUCCAGUGCCUGGUACGAGACUUACGUUAGAGACCCAGACUUUCGUGUAUGGCACGAGGCCAUUGCUCCGGCACCUAUCUUUCUGCUGAGCCGGAUUCACAGAAUUGAGCUACAGCUCGACCGCGUCGAGGACAUGCGUACUAACGGCUACGACUGGACCAGCUCUGGUGCGAGAAACCCCUUGACCUUCCUCUUCCACUUUCCCAACCUCCGCCACCUCGUUUUUGCCUUCCGCCGCCCGCAACUCAGCGAGAUCCCGGAAGAGGGCGGAAGAACCGUAGUCUGCGGAAACCACGUUGUGCCGAUCACGGAAGCCGUCCAGUCCCACGACUACUACCACCUCGAAACCAUCCAGUGCCUCCACAGCUUCCUCGGCCUCUUCCGCCAUCCCAGCACCCGAGACAGAGCCAGGGCCACCUUCAGAAACCUUCGCACCAUCGGCAUCACAGUCAACCUCAAGCCCGCGCUCCAGGAAAUCUACUGGUUUCCCUACGGGCCGACGACGCGCGUGGCCAUGGUGCCCAAGGGCAUGUCACCGCUUGAUUGUGUCGACGACAACAGUUUGCAAGAAGCUAGCCGGCCGCCAGUUUCUCCCUCUCCAGCUCCUCCCCUUGCGCACUUCUCUCAUGUGCAGUCGUGGGAUGACUGGGUUCAAGACAUAACCGUAGCGCCAGCCGCAGCGCAACUGGCCGAGAUAUUUGCCAUCAACCCACAACAAUCUCCCCUGGAGCUCGACCAGAGUGGAGGAGAUGCAUCGAGUACCGCUGUGGCGGUUGACGGCUCUGCCAUGUCCGAGUCGUUCGCGCAUCCUAUGUUCGGAGAGGUUCCCGACACAGCUGCUGAUGACGCAGACAAUUGA